UGUGGUGCCAAAUAGAUCAAUGAGAGAUCAGUAGUAAAAUGGUUCACCUGCAGACGACACGACCAUUGGGAAUUAUAUGUCUUCUAUUAGCCAUUGCCGCCGCCGCCAUCACAUGCUGCAAUGGUUAUCCUCGAACAGAGAACGACAGAUUGGCCAAAUGGAUGGCCCCACUGAAGCAAUACGGUUGGAGUGCCGAGCACUUAAAGAAUAAAGUGGAACAUGGUGAUGUUACAACAUUCGAACUGGGCACACCCAACUAUCAGAUAUUGAAUCCAGAGGAUGAACCCGAAUACAUAACAGCCGAUCAGCCUCACUAUCAGCAGAUGCUCAAGGAGUUGACUAGUGGCCAAAAUGGUACUGAUACCAUUGACAUGGAUAUGAUUAGUAAAUCAUCUAAUUAUGUUCCAAUCGAGGCACCAGAAAAAACCCUCGAAAAGUGGGAAAAAUUAAAAAAACGCAGCUCAGAACCGAAAAAGGAAAACGAAACUCCAAUUCCAUCUAUCCAGGCGCAACCAGUGGACAUUGAUAUGACAGUUGAACAUCCGAGAAUACAAGUUUUUAAAGGUGCUAAACCAUUUCAAAGUCAAAUUGCCAAUUUAAGUUAAAGUGAUGCCAAAUUAAAAAUGCUUUCAUUGCUCCAAUAUUAAAGUGGCAAAUUAGAGCAAUGUUAAGAUUAUGCGAGAUACGAAAUAAUUAUAAAAUAAGU
Messenger RNA from Drosophila willistoni, 706 nucleotides. RefSeq lists its product as uncharacterized. Bases 39 to 605 code for a protein of 188 amino acids. The record is from RefSeq and is a predicted model, not a curated record. Lineage: Eukaryota; Metazoa; Arthropoda; Insecta; Diptera; Drosophilidae. The transcript has a single exon.